Molecule: messenger RNA, 2375 nt
Organism: Scleropages formosus (Asian bonytongue)
Lineage: Eukaryota; Metazoa; Chordata; Actinopteri; Osteoglossiformes; Osteoglossidae
Product: sialic acid-binding Ig-like lectin 10
Exons: 9
Coding region: 95-2068 (657 amino acids)
Source: RefSeq, a predicted model, not a curated record
UUCCUCCUCAGUCCUGUAGGAGCUCCACUGCAAACUUCACUCAGUUUGAGGUGGGUCCACUAAGGGCUCCUGAUCCUUGCUGACACACAGCAACAUGACUGGAGCUCAGAGGUUCGCCCUCUUUGGCUGCCUGCUGCAAGGUGUUUUGUGCAGUCAGUGGUCAGUGAGGAUGCCUCCGAGUAUAGAAGCUCUGACUGGAUCCUGUGUGCUGAUUCCCUGCAGUUUCCACAUUCCACCAGAGUGGGACGAAUAUCUGGAAGAGACAGUAAAAGGAAUAUGGAAAAGGGGCUUCAAAGGAGGGGAAACUGUGUUUGAUUCCAGUGUUUCAGGGCAAGAGAAUCAGAUUCAGGGACAUAUAACUGGAGAUUUGCUUCAGAAGAACUGUACUACAGUACUGUACUACGUUAAACCUGAAUGGGUUGACCACUUGUUCUUCAGAGUUGAAGGAUUAAACAGUCUCAGAUACAGUUUUGAUCCUCCGGUCUAUAUUACUGUUAAAGACUCUCCAGCGAAACCCCAGAUCACUCCAGAGAAAGUGAGGGUGAAGGAGGGGGACACUGUGAGUUUGAGCUGCUCUGCUCCAGCCCCCUGUCCCAUACUUCCCCCAACUCUGACAUGGACCCCCAGGCUGAAUGACAGUGUCAGUGUUACUGAACUGCAGGAGAAGGAGGAUAAAACCAAAUAUGUGUCUUCUGUGUUGAACUUCACUGCAUCGUAUCUCCACCAUAACAAGGAAAUGAGCUGCUCUGCAGUUUACUCACUACAAGUGGACAGCAGUGAGAAAACAUCCCAGAACAGUUUCAUUCUUGAUGUUCAGUAUCCGCCUAAGAACACCUUUGUCUCAGUAAGUCCUGCUGGUUCACUGUUAGAAGGGCAUUCAGUGACUCUCAACUGCAGCAGCAAAGCCAAUCCAGCAGUGAAGAAUUACUCCUGGUAUAUAGUGACUGAAAGUGGGAAUAAAACAGUUGGAUCUGGGCAGGAACUCAUCUUUAAUGUAUCUAGAGAUGGUGGACAGUACUAUUGUGGAGCUCAGAAUGAACAUGGAACUGAAAAUUCAGCAAUGGUUGUUCUACAUGUGACAUAUCCUCCCCGGAUCUCUCCUCCCUGGAGCUGCAACAGGACCGCAGCAGAGAUCAGCUGUUGCUGUGAGAGUCGAGGGAAUCCCUCCCCCACCAUAGAGUGGCGUCUGUCUGACCAGGUGCUCGCUAACUCUACUGACAGAGUCGUUGUGGAGGAGCGCCUGGGGACCACAGGGCUGAGGAGCUCCAUCACCAUGCGCCAGAAACAGGGAGACACACACGUCCUUUUCUGCCUCAGUCGCAACCCUCUUGGCUCCUUUGGUGUCCAUGUUUACAUCCCUCCCUCUGAGUCUGACUCAGGCCUGAUUCAUAAGCUUCCCUCUCUGAUGAUUGGAACUGCUGCAGGGGCUGCUGGGAUGAUGCUUGUUUGCAUCUUAUUUCAACUUUUUCUGUGUUUCAGGAGGAGGAGGAAAAGGCAUAAGCACAGCACAAGGAUGGAGGACACUGCACAGUUAAUACUGACAGAUCAGACUCCUAAAGCCAUGUUGUCGGGAGACAUGGGAAUCACAGGUGCUGCCGAUGAGGAGGACGAAGACAGGGCCACCACUCUCCACUAUGCCAACAUUGACUUCUCCAGUGUCCAGAGCAAUGGGAAGGAACAGGGAGUCAUUCGGGGAGGUUCUCAAAAAACAACCGACUACGCUGAGAUCCGCCGCAAACCCCAAAAUGACAUUGAGGUCAGGGAGUGUAAAGCUGAGCUGCAGGAUGAGGAGGGAGAGUAUGCUGAAAUCCUGGGGACUAGGCCUGGGGCCGAGGGAGAGGAGAAGAAAGGAGAACCACUGUCUGAAAGUGGAGAAUCAUCUGAGGGUGAGCUCCAAUAUCCAAGUUCUACACAGGACCAAGAGGAACAAACUGAGCUAGAGGAAGAAGAGGAGAUGGAGGAGUGGGGAUUGUCUCAUGAUCCACCUGAAUCCAUACAGGAGGCAACAUAUGGGAACAUCUGCAAACAGCUUCCAGCUACAGAGAAAGAAACAAGAGAUCUGCUUUAAGGAUGGCAGCUUUUGAUAUAGACGAGAGGGACACAGCUGAUGGGUCAACUUUUAUCAUCACAUUAACAGUUGAAGCAAAGGCGGUGCAGAAAAGGGUCCCAGUGACAAUGAGUAAGCUGCAGUCAGAAGGAAGAAUAACAUUCAGCAGAAAAGCCAUUAGUCUUCCUCGAGCAGUGGUGAGACACUGAGAGCACAGCUAUAACCGCUGGACCUUCAGUGGAGCUCACUGUACGUAUUACUUCAUAUAAAGCUGGAAACAUAAUUUUGAAAGAAAAAAGUCACUUCCAAACCUUCUAAUUUAUCUGUU